Molecule: messenger RNA, 1199 nt
Organism: Coffea eugenioides
Lineage: Eukaryota; Viridiplantae; Streptophyta; Magnoliopsida; Gentianales; Rubiaceae
Product: cell division control protein 2 homolog D
Exons: 8
Coding region: 14-919 (301 amino acids)
Biological process (GO): protein phosphorylation; regulation of gene expression; signal transduction
Cellular component (GO): cytoplasm; nucleus; cyclin-dependent protein kinase holoenzyme complex
Molecular function (GO): cyclin-dependent protein serine/threonine kinase activity; ATP binding; cyclin binding
Source: RefSeq, a predicted model, not a curated record
ACAGAGGAAAAAAAUGGAUGCCUUUGAGAAGCUCGAAAAGGUUGGAGAAGGGACUUAUGGGAAAGUUUACAGAGCAAGAGAGAAAGCAACCGGCAAGAUUGUUGCCCUCAAGAAAACCCGUCUUCACGAGGAUGAAGAAGGGGUGCCACCCACAACUCUCCGUGAAGUCUCUCUUCUGCGGAUGCUCUCCCGAGAUCCCCAUGUCGUCAGGUUGAUGGAUGUUAAACAAGGUCAGAAUAAGGAGGGGAAGACCGUUUUGUACUUGGUUUUUGAAUAUAUGGAUACUGACCUCAAGAAAUUCAUCCGUAGUUAUCGUCAAACUGGGGAUAUUCCCCCAAAUAUCGUCAAGAGUUUGAUGUAUCAGCUUUGUAAGGGUGUUGCUUUCUGUCAUGGCCAUGGUGUUCUGCACAGGGAUCUGAAGCCUCACAAUCUUUUGAUGGACCGCAAGACUAUGAUGCUUAAAAUUGCAGAUCUGGGACUUGCAAGAGCUUAUACCGUGCCUAUCAAGAAGUAUACUCAUGAGAUUUUGACUCUCUGGUAUAGAGCGCCUGAGGUUCUAAUGGGUGGCACACAUUAUUCAACUGGAGUGGACAUGUGGUCCGUGGGUUGCAUAUUUGCUGAACUUGUUACCAAGCAAGCCCUUUUCCCUGGAGAUUCUGAGUUGCAACAGUUGCUACACAUUUUCAGAUUAUUGGGUACUCCCAAUGAAAAAGUGUGGCCUGGAGUGAGCAAGUUACCAAACUGGCAUGAGUACCCUCAAUGGAGCCCUCAGCCACUCUCAUCAGCUGUCCCUAACCUGGAUGAGAAGGGGCUAAAUCUUUUGGCUGAAAUGUUGCAAUAUGAACCAACAAAGAGGAUUUCAGCUAAGAAAGCAAUGGAGCAUCCUUACUUUGAUGAUCUGGACAAAUCUCUUCUUUGACGAUUACUGAUUUUCUGCUGCUCAUUGCAGUCCAUGGCUUAGUAUCUUUUAGUGGUUAGAACAUGUAAGAUCACUGAAGCUCCACCGAGGUCUUUUAACUGCUUUCCUCAAGCAUGUUUGGGAUGGUAAUCCACAUUUGCUGGUUGUUCAGCACUGACUUUUUAGGUUUAAGUUGGAAUGUUAUGAAACUUACUAUGUUUCUCUUUGCACUUGGUGUGAAGAAUGAAUGUACUUGAAGCAUUGCUAGUAUAAUCGAAGUCUCUACUUCAUUUUUUACCUA